Fusarium keratoplasticum is the source of this 1509-nucleotide messenger RNA. Its product is annotated as Protein kinase domain-containing protein. The record is from RefSeq and is a predicted model, not a curated record. The transcript has a single exon. Lineage: Eukaryota; Fungi; Ascomycota; Sordariomycetes; Hypocreales; Nectriaceae. Bases 1 to 1509 code for a protein of 502 amino acids. Gene Ontology annotation, molecular function: ATP binding; protein kinase activity. Gene Ontology annotation, biological process: protein phosphorylation.
AUGGCCGAACUCAUCCUCUCAGCCGUUGGCGUCGGCAUCGCCAUUCCUGAGUUCGCCAAGACCGUCACCAAAAGCCUCGACUACCUCGCUGACUUGGGGAGAAAGUACAAAAAUGCACCGAAGAUAGUGCAAGAGAUUUCAGUUUUUGCGAGAGAUCUUGGUCAGGGCAAGUUGACUCUCGAUGUCAGCCUUGCCGAGUGGGCAAGCCGGCUCGAGGACCUCAACCCAAAGUUCAAGGACAGCUUGCACGAUUACUUGCAGCGCCUGCAGGAGAGUGUGGUUGAGACUUCGGCAGCUAUUGAGAGGCUUUACGACAAGGAUGGGUCUUUGAAGAGAUUCUAUUUCUCGACGGUGGGAGAGAGACGAGUUACGAGGGCGGCCAAGAAGUUUCAUCGCUGGCAAGAGGAUUUCGUGCAAUUGAUUGAGUUGAUUGAGAAAGAGAAGAGUCUCACUCACAGAGACUUGUUACUCUCUAGCGAUCAGCUUAUGAUUUUCAGCAAAGGCGAUGGCGAGCAUUUAUCACCGGUUCCCAACUCUCGCCGGCUUUUUGUGGGGAAGGGAGAGUUUAAGAAUCACGGCGGCGGUAUUAGCACCAUCGAUAUUCUCGUUGAAAGACGCCCUUUGCCCAUCGAUGAGAUAUCAGUAGCCCGCGUGGCUUCGAGGCUUAGCAGGGCCAAGUGCGACAGGGGCAUUUUGGCAUGUAUCGGAUACCGGCAAAAGAAUGGUAUCGAGCUACUCUUCCGGAUUCCAUCUUAUCUUCACGACCCUCGACCAUUGAAUCAAAUAAUCGGCACUACCGACAACGGAAGGAGGAUACCUUACCCUCUCGAGAGCAGGCUAGAGCUGUGUCACGAACUCUGCCGUGCGGCCCUCUCUGUUCACACCUCCAACUUUGUUCACAAGAAUAUCCGACCCGAAAACAUUCUUCUCUUCCGAAACAGCAACAAAACCCAGACUACGAAUGGCUUUGGUUGCGACGAACUCGGUGUGCCGUUUCUCACGGACUGGUACAUGCUUCGCUCGUUCGACGACCUCUCAAGCCGACGGGGCGUCAACGACUGGGUUGAGAAUAUCUACCGACACCCCCAACGACAAAGUCUUGAGCCCCAGGCUCGAUACAACCUCGGCCAUGAUAUUUACAGUCUUGGAGUCACUCUGUUGGAGAUAGCUCUGUGGGAAUCCUUUGUCAGCUCCAAGGACCCCCCCGAAAUAUCACAGCGUUACAGAGAUACUGCGAUGGAAGUCGGCGGCCUAACAUCAAGCACCAUGGAUCCAGCCAGAUUGUUUAGAAAGCUGACAGCUGCGGUCCUUGCCCAAAAAGUCAUGGUUAAGUUGGCGAGAGAGGAAGUUCCAUCAAGGAUGGGCACUUCGCUGUCUCAUCUCAUCGUGGCUUGUCUGACAUGUUUAGAAGGGGGAAUGGGAGAAGGGAAUAAUUUCGAGGAGAACCCGAAUGAUGCAGCGCUGGGGUUCCAUGAGCUGGUUGAUGAAAGCUUUCCUAAUUAUGUUUAG